This is a messenger RNA of Rotaria sp. Silwood2, 1184 nucleotides long. The record is from the annotation of a GenBank genome assembly. Lineage: Eukaryota; Metazoa; Rotifera; Eurotatoria; Philodinida; Philodinidae.
AUGUCGAAAACAAAGUAUGUUGGAAAAUUAUGGAACGCUCGUAGUUCAAAAAGUCGACGUCAUAGUUUUCUCGAUGGUCUCGCUUUAUUACUUAAUGGUUCAAAUAAAUGUACAUCAGUUUAUCCAUUGUUGAAAGAAAAAAAAAUAUUAAUAACACGUAAUAAACCAUUAAAACAUUAUGAUAAAAUCUAUUUUGAUGAAUUUUGUCGUUUAAUAAAAGAAUAUUCACAACAUUGUUUAACAUCAAAUGAACAUGAUAUGAACAAAAUCUAUUUAUUAUUAGAAUCUAUUAUAUUUGAAUAUAACAAGAAUAGAUGUAUUAAACGUAUAACUGAUGAUUUAUUUGAUGAUGUUGUUUCAAAUCUUAAAAAAUUAUCAAAUGUUGAUGUUGAUAAUUUAUCUCAAGAAAUUACUUGUGAUAAAUUGAAAAAAGGUUCAACAGAUUAUUAUCAUGUAAAAGAGAAGAAUCGGUCUUUAAAAGAAUAUAUUUUAAAAUUAUUUAAUUGGAUCAAUUAUAUUACUUCAAAUCGACAUGCUAUCAAAAACAAUAAAAACAAUGUUGAACCAGAAAUUAUUUUGAAAUUUCAAGUAAUUGGUGAAUUCUUAUAUAAUUGUGAAAUAUUUCGUUCUAUACUAUCAAAAGCAGAUUCAAUCAAUAAUGUUUCAAUCAAUAAUGAUUCAAUCAAAUAUGACUCAAUCAAUAAUGAUUCAUUCAGUAAUGAUUCAAUCAGUAAUAAUGCUGAACGUAUUCUAUAUUAUUUAGAUAGAGUAUCGGCACAUCAUCGAUCAUUGAAUUCAAUAUUAAACACUUUAGAAAAAAAUAAAUCUGAAUAUGGUGAAAUAUAUAAAAAUAUUGAUUGGCACUUUAUUAAACCAAUUAAAGAAAUCAUUAGAUUAAAGACAAUACCAUCAUCUUCAUUUGAUAAAAUUUUGUUAGCAUGUGGUUUAGCAGAUAAUGAAACAAAAAAAGAAUUUCAAGAUAAAUUUAUUCAAAAUAAAUUUAAUUCAUAUGAUUCAAAUUUAAAAUUAUCAACAUGUUUACAUAGUGAAAUUCGAAUGAUAGAUUAUUUAAUUGAACAAAAUAUAAAAGAAGUUCAUGAUAAAGAUGUAGAAAUUGGAAUAUCGAAAUUACCAUGUUAUUUAUGUUCAUUGUAUAUUGAGAAAUUAAAUAUUGAUUUCAAUCG